CCUUCUCACCGGAAGCGGCCAGCUAUCGCGAUUUCUUGCUGUCCACGUAGCUGUCCGGUGGCUUCCGCUUCGCGAACCAUCCAACAUGGCGGCGGGGGGAGGAGGAAAGAAUAACGAAUGGGGGGCGUUCGAGGCCAGUAGCUCAGCAGUGAUUGACAUGGAAAAUAUGGAUGACACAUCUGGGUCAAGUUUUGAGGAUAUGGGAGAGAUGCAUCAGGAACUGAAAGAGGAAGAUGAUGUUGGUGAAGAGCCUGCACCAACAGAAGAAGAUGACAGUGCCUUCCUUGGUGUGAGGGGGCUAAAAGGGCAGCUGGGCCGUGAUGUAGCAGAUCAGGUGUGGCAGGCAGGCAAGAGGCAGGCAUCAAAAGCUUUCAAUCUGUAUGGUAACAUUGAUAUUCUCAGACCAUACUUUGAUGUUGAGCCUAUCCAAGUCAGGAACAGGUUGCUGGAGUCUUUAAUUCCAAUCCGAGCGAUCAGUUUCCCUCAGAAAGUUGCAGGGGAAUUGUAUGGCCCUUUAAUGCUGGUUUUCACACUGGUGGCCAUUCUUUUGCAUGGAAUGAAAACAUCUGGGACGGUAAUUGUAAGUAUCAUAUCGACUGCACAGUGAUCGUGUUUUAA
Messenger RNA from Rhincodon typus (whale shark), 618 nucleotides. RefSeq names its product Yip1 domain family, member 3. Gene Ontology annotation, cellular component: Golgi apparatus. The coding region runs from base 86 to 607 and encodes 173 amino acids. The record is from RefSeq and is a predicted model, not a curated record. The transcript has 5 exons. Lineage: Eukaryota; Metazoa; Chordata; Chondrichthyes; Orectolobiformes; Rhincodontidae.